Messenger RNA from Neospora caninum, 2364 nucleotides. Its product is annotated as putative protein kinase (incomplete catalytic triad). The record is from RefSeq and is a predicted model, not a curated record. The coding region runs from base 1 to 2364 and encodes 787 amino acids. Gene Ontology annotation, cellular component: IRE1-TRAF2-ASK1 complex. Gene Ontology annotation, molecular function: protein serine/threonine kinase activity; ATP binding; RNA endonuclease activity. Lineage: Eukaryota; Apicomplexa; Conoidasida; Eucoccidiorida; Sarcocystidae. The transcript is spliced from 6 exons. Gene Ontology annotation, biological process: IRE1-mediated unfolded protein response; intrinsic apoptotic signaling pathway in response to endoplasmic reticulum stress; protein phosphorylation.
AUGCGAGUUUGCGGACAGAUCAUGUGCAAACAAUUUCAAAGUAACGCCUGGUGCGACCGGUACUACUGUCCCUUUGCCCACGCGUUGAGCGAGCUUCGACCAGCUGAUUUGUUUUAUCCGCCAUCCAAGGUGUUCGGCUCCUACGAAGAUCAGGAUGCUCUCUGCCCGGAUAUAUACCUGCCGUCGGACAAGCCCCAUCCUCGCCUCAGGGCGAGAUUUCUGGCCAUCAUGGACUCCGUCGGCCCCGGACAUUCGCACCAAUUUGGAACAACUACGGAAUCGUUGGCAAACUCCAACCGCACACGUCACCCUCACACCGACUUCAUAUCUUCACAUACCCCUCAGUCCGUUCUUUCGGACACCCACUCCCCGUCAAAUAGUGCGAGAGUCGAAGACGGUACCCCUCUCGCCAGUCAGACGUCGCAACUAAAGAACUGUGGAGAGUCACGAGUCCAGUGGCGGGAGCAAAACAUCGGCCACUCGGCAGCAGAAGCGUCCACAUCUGCACAUGCGCAGGAGCACAAACGAAGUGGUGAACCCGCUUUGGAACAAAAGGAGCAGAACCUUCAUGCGCGUGAUAUUUCUGGUGGGCCUGCAGUUGCAGCGUCUCGGAAGAACGGGGCGCAUCUCCUGGGUUCCGUUCCUCUGAAACACCCCGGCCAACGAUCUCUGGCCAAGGACAACCAUGUGACCGCCACAGCAAACAAUGGAGGGAGCAUCCUGGGGAAUCCAGGCAAGCAAUUCCCGCGCCGACCAAGCCAGGGCACCAGCUGCGGCAUCCCGCAGCUUACUGCAUCUCCACGCGUGUACGCGGGCAAGCAGUCGAGCCAAGACUGUGCAACAAACUGCAUGGAUUUGGAGAAAGACCUCCACAGAGGGGCUGGAUGCCUAGGUUCACUACACACGGAGAAGCUCCUACUGCUGCCGACCUCGGCUCUCAGCACAAUCAGCGAUGCAACCAGAAGCCCGACCGCCGCAACACCGUUUGUAAUAUCCUGCGUUGUGCAGCCACAAGUGACGGCCGAGAGAAGCGCAAUAUUGGCUCCACAGCAAGGAUCACAGGAAAUAAGCAGUCCUGCAGAGGGAUGUGCUGGCAGUCCGCCAGGGUUUUUGCCUCAAAGCACCGUCUUUGGACGCGCUUCCUGCCGCCCCUUGGUUGUGUCGUCAGCUCUCACGAUACCGCGACCCGUGGGAAAGUCUCUUGACUGCGACUCAGAGCAUGAGACUCACGAAAAGAUGGUCACCACGGCAACUGGUCAAAGCUCAGCGGAACCGCUCGAUCGAUGCGCUUUUGAAGCUGACGUAAAGCCAGCGGGGUACGACGACAAGGAAUCUCCCCGACGGUCUGGGAGUGGUGACCGAAUCACCAGCCGAACGCCAGCGUUUUUCGUGUCGAGCAACCAGGGCCAGUCUGGAAGCCUUAAACAGCUGGCAGAUAAUAUAUACUACUGGAGUGAACCUAUUGGGCAAAGCAGAGAUGACCCUAGUGUUCUGGUGUUUACGGGGGUCCUUCUCGGAUCGAAUAAGCAACCGCGGGAGACUGUGGCGAUAAAGCAGGUCCCAGUUGUGGUCACAAGCCGGAUGCGAGAUUCGUUUGCGGAGCUGGAGCAGUUUGCCCAUGUCCACGAUCCUCUAAUUGUAAACACCAAGGGAGUCUACUGCAUGCACAAUGACGACGACGAAGGCAUGUCUUUGAUGCUUGUUUUAGAAAAAUGUGAGGGGUGCCUGGCAGACAUGAUCGCCAUCAGUGAUCUAGGUGAACGUUGCCUCCAAGAGCCUCUUCCGCCGCAGGGAAUGACUGAAAUGCUUUCUCAUUUGCUGUCGGGAGUCUUGAAAAUCCAGCAGUACGGGCAUUCUGCACACAUGCGCAUUCACCCUGGCAAUAUCAUGCUUACUGAAAAUUUCGAGCUUAAAGUUGGCGACUGUGCGGGGAAAAUUCGUUACCUUAGUAUCUUUGAUUUGCUUCAUGCUGGCGUCCAGGGCGCGAAAAACGCGAAGGAGCUCAUUCACUGGAUCCUCAAUUCUCCGCAAGAGGCGGCGUGGCUUGCACCCGAGUUCAUCCGAUCGCUCAUGCACAUAGCGCAGCAAAUUAGUGCACUCAUCGACCAAUAUGAGGCGCUGCCACCAGAAAACCGCAAGGGUGUGAGCUUUUCUGUGCUGGCAAACAGUCUGAAAUGGCCCUCCAGCUUCCUGCAAAAGGCCGAUGCGUGGUCCACAGGCGCUACACUCUUUUAUAUCAUCAGCGGUGGCCUUCAUCCGUAUGGCGACACCAGCGAUCGGUCGAUAAUAACACAUAUCCUAGAGGACAGGAAGGUCAACCUCGAGAAGUACUGCUAUCUUAUCUCACGUCUCCGUCGUGUCUAA